Messenger RNA from Menidia menidia (Atlantic silverside), 3140 nucleotides. The record is from the annotation of a GenBank genome assembly. Lineage: Eukaryota; Metazoa; Chordata; Actinopteri; Atheriniformes; Atherinopsidae.
CUCGAGAGAAAAGGAAGAAGAGGAAGGAGAAGAAGAAGUUCGCACCAGUUUUGCCUCCAAUCCAGUGGAGGUUUGAAUAGCAGCGGCGCGGCAGGGGAGGGACGCACUGCCAGCAACUCGGGAUACCCACUCACACACACACUCCCUCUCUCACACACACGCUUCUGCCCACCACAGACCAGCUCAGUCCGCGAGAAAAAAGCUGCAAACGCGCACCAGAGACCGCCGUUUUCAUCCGGUUUCAUACACGCGUAAAAAGCGGAGGGGAACUACCAGAGACCUGGGGCUUUAAAGCAUUUUUUUUAUUUUUUUUUUACCAAAUCGUCUUAGUUUUCCUUGUGCUUAAUUUCAAAGGAGUUUUUUUUCUUUCUUUUUUCACGGAGAGAAGUAGCAUCCUUCAGAGAACGCCGUCUCUUCACAUUCUGAGAGGAUGAGGCAGUGUAAAGGUUGGAGCCUGUUGCUGCUGAUGCUGUUGGGCCUGGGAUCUUUGGCCCAAAAGCUGCCCACGAGAGAUGAAGGGCUCUUUCAGAUGCAGAUCAGAGACAAAUCGCUGUUCCACGACUCCUCUGUCAUACCAGACGGAGCAGAGAUCAGCGGCUUCCUGUUCAGGGACACACCCAAAAGGUACUACUUUGUGGUGGAAGAAGAUAACACCCCCCUGUCUGUGACAGUGACACCAUGCGAUGCUCCUCUGGAAUGGAAACUUACCCUGCAAGAGCUCCCGGAGGAGUCCAGUGGAGAGGGAUCAGGAGAGCCUGAACCUUUGGACCAGCAGAAACAGCAGGUGACGGUGGACGAGGGCACGGAGCUCUUCACCUACAAGGGUAACGACGUGGAGUCCUACGUCUCCACCAGCACGCCGUCCGGCCUCUACCAGCUGGAGCUGCUGUCCACCGAGAAAGACAGCAACUUCAAGGCGUACGCCACCACCACGCCGGAGUCCGACCAGCCCUACCCGGAGCUGCCCUACGACCCCCGGGUGGACGUGACCGCCCUGGGGCGAACCACCGUCACGCUGGCCUGGAAGCCCACGCCCACGGGCUCCCUCAUGGGCCAGCCCGUCCAGUACUGCGUGGUGCUCAACAAGGAGCACAAUUUCAAGAGCAUGUGCGCCGCCGAGGCCAAGAUCAGCGCCGACGACGCCUUCAUGUUGGCCCCGAAACCCGGCCGAGACUUCAGCCCGUUCGACUUCGUGCACUUUGGCUUCGUGUCCCCCGACAGCGGCUUUGGGAAGGAGAGAGGCCUCACGAGCAACAAGAUCUCCCGGGCGUACGCGGCCAAGCCCAAAGCGUCAGACAUUCAGAAGGUGUGCAUCGGCAACAAGAACAUCUUCACGGUGUCGGACCUCAAGCCCGACACGCAGUACUACUUCGACGUGUUCGCGGUGAAUUCGGCCACCAACACCAGCACGGCCUACGUGGGAACCUUCGCCCGCACCAAAGAGGAAGCUCGCCAGAAGACCCUGGAGCUGAAGGACGGGAAAGUCUCGGACGUUUUCAUCAAGAGGAAGGGCAGCAAGUUCCUGCGUUUCGCCCCCGUGUCCUCCCACCAGAGGGUCACCCUGUUCGUCCACUCCUGCCUGGACGCGGUGCAGGUGCAGGUGAGGCGCGACGGCAAGCUGGUGCUCUCCCAGAACGUGGAGGGCGUGCGGCAGUUCCAGCUGAGGGGGAAGCCCAAGGCCAAGUACCUGAUCCGCUUGCGGGGAAGCCGGAAGGGGGCGUCCACCCUGAAGCUGCUGGCCACCACCCGGCCGAGUAGCAAGCAGCCCUUCCCGUCCCUCCCGGAGGACACCCGCAUCAAGGCCUUCGACAAGCUGCGCACCUGCUCCUCCGCCACGGUGGCCUGGCUGGGCACGCAGGACCGCAACAAGUACUGCAUAUACCGCAAGGAGGUGGCCGACAGCUACGGCGAGGAGCAGCGGCGCCGGGAGCAGAACCAGUGCGCCGGGCCGGAAACCCGCCGGAAGGCCGAGAAGGUCCUGUGCAAGUACUUCCACAGCCCGAACCUGCAGAAAGCUGUGACCACAGAGACCAUCACAGGCCUGGACGCGGGCAAGACCUACCUGCUGGACGUUUACGUGGUCGGACACAGUGGCCAUUCAGUAAAAUACCAGAGCAAACUGGUGAAAACAAGGAAGUACUGCUAAAUGACUUUGCAGAGAAGAAAUCUAUUAUAUAUAUAUAUAUAUAUAUAAAUAUAUUAAAUAAGUUUAUUUAACACUAAGUGAUAUUCUACUAAGGAGUGUAUACAGACUGACUACUCACGCAACUGGUGGGCCAGUGGCAGUGACUGAACUGUUUGUAGAGAGAGAUAUCAACCUGUAUAUUUAUGUUUACAUUUUCUCGGCGGCGUGUCCGAGCGGCCCAUGGCGUGAGCUGCUUUUGUCACCAGGCCCCGUUGUCCUGACAUCACGCUGCCGCUCGGGAGGCAGAACCUUCAAAGAGGAUCACGUUUCAUCUCGUAUGUUUCUUUGGCGCUGCAUGACAUUUGCUUUCGUCCGUUGUAUCUGUCAGCUCCUUCAGCUUACGCAUCCCGACGUAAUGGAGGAGAUCCCGACGUGCCGCUUUGUAUAGAUCUCUGCAAAUGUACUACGCGUUUUAGCAGGACUUUAAAUUAUUUUAUACUUCCCUUCUAUCUUUUUCUUGAUUGCCUGUUGUUUUUUCGUCGAUGGCAGUAAUAGCCGUUCCGAGAAAGUUCCAGUUUUUUUCUGAGGAAGUUGUCGUAGUUCGGACAUUCCCUUAUGUAUCGCAGCCGGUGUUUGCUCUAGAGCUCAUCUUGUAAAUGUAUUCUGUGCUGGAGACGUGUGUUAUUAUCACUGUAUCGCUCUGUCCGUCGGCGUGUGGGUGCGAGCGUGUGUGCGCGUGUGUGUAUGUGUCACAUGUACAGAGCUGUCCUGCCAAUAUUCAUGUACAUAAAGACUAAAUAUAGAACAAGUAAUCCCUGUGUGUCACCCUGGGUGUCAUGUUCUUUUGCCAAGCAGGUAUUUCACAAUUGAGAUGAACAAGAACAGUGCACCAUUAUCCCCCAGACACCUAAAGCAAGCUUACAGGAGCAAAACUUCAUCGUUAGAUCAUUUCAUAGAUUAUAAGAAGUGGUCAUUCGGGGUCCUUUUUGUGAGCACUUCUUAAUUUCUGAAGAGG